Messenger RNA from Kuraishia capsulata CBS 1993, 1380 nucleotides. RefSeq lists its product as uncharacterized. Lineage: Eukaryota; Fungi; Ascomycota; Pichiomycetes; Pichiales; Pichiaceae. The record is from RefSeq and is a predicted model, not a curated record. Gene Ontology annotation, biological process: regulation of transcription by RNA polymerase II. Gene Ontology annotation, molecular function: transcription coregulator activity. The coding region runs from base 1 to 1380 and encodes 459 amino acids. Gene Ontology annotation, cellular component: mediator complex; core mediator complex. The transcript has a single exon.
AUGUCUCCUCAUCUUAAGCAAUUUGUAAGGGUAGGAUCGCUGAACUCUGACAAGAUUGUUGCUGAAGAUGAUCCGAAUGAGGCUGAAAGGGUUUCUAGAGUGGGUCAAGGGUGGAAGCUGGAUUCUCUUACCAGGGCAGGUUCCAGUCUGAGAUCUGCAAGUACCCGACUGAGUGAGGAGGUUCUGAAGGAGAGAAAGUAUUGGGGCGACGUUGUUCAAGUCCUCAAGUGCAAGGAGGUGCUUACCAAGUCGAACUCGUUGGGUGGAACUUCUGGCAAUACCAAAGAGUUCGGAGUGAAAUAUGGGUUUGGUGAUUCUGGUUCAAACUACUUCGAUAAGGGUAUCGGACUAUUGAAGAAGAACAAUGUGUAUGGAAACGUUAUGUUCAGACCCGCUACUAACGAGCAGAUUGAAAGAACUUACAAAGUGGUGACAGUGCGCGUUCUGGGAAACGUGGAUGACCAGUUUGUUUUACUGGGGCAGUCAGAUAUCAAAACUCAACUUGCCAAGUUUGAGAGGCGGAAACAGUCCGGAAUACCAGUUCUUUCUGAGAUUGAAAGAGCCCGGUUUUUUCUCUUUGAGGAGGAACUCUUCUAUCAACUUCUGAAGGAGGCUGCGACUCUGCUUUCGACAAAUGUCCAAGUCGAAUCUAACAAGAUCAUUGUGAAUCUGCAUAACGAGGUGGUUGAAAUUGAAGCCAUUGCUCCUGAUAUGAGUGAAGAAGACAACGAAGAUGAUGAUAUGGAUGUUUCAAAACCUCUUAGUGUCCAUGACAGAAGAGCCGAGCUGAUUGCUCUGUUUUUGAGACUAAUGCUCUGUGCACAUCACAAACGUAAUAGAGAGAAGAAAAGACAGCCUCCCAAAUCGCUGCAGCAGCUCAACCCUGAACAGCAUGCUCAGAACAGCCAUGAAAAUGUUUUGCUGCUGCGUCCAUUUAUCGGCUACUACAAACACAACGAGUUUGUGAGAGAGUUGGAGAGCAUACUGAAGGAAACGGUCCAGAAAGUUUUCGAUAACGAUUUUGCACGCGCUGAAAAGAUCAUGAAUGAUCCGGAAACCUUCAAAAUCACAAGGAGCCACAAACAUGCGUCCGAAGUCAGUGAUUCUGACCCAUUCGGUAAAUGUAUAACACCUCCACAGUCCGAUUUCCAGUUAACCAUCCCACUCAAAACCGGUACAGGAAGCCUAAAGAUCGUGAUAGCCACAUCUGGUACUCAAACGUUUUGCAAUUUGUCCACAAAGAUUGACAUAUAUCGCAUAACACCAUCAGGCUCUGUUUCCGAUACAGAUGACUACGAGUUGCUGCUUGACGUCAGCUUCAACGAUCUGCGUGACCUGCAAGAUUGUCUGUCGUGGGCAAUUCCACAGUACGUUAUAUGA